This is a messenger RNA of Striga asiatica, 441 nucleotides long. NCBI's taxonomy places the organism in Eukaryota, Viridiplantae, Streptophyta, Magnoliopsida, Lamiales, Orobanchaceae. The record is from the annotation of a GenBank genome assembly.
AUGCAUUUCUUUUGGGGCUUAGACCUGGUCCCCACGGCGGCACCGCCUGUCGAAAAAAACGUAGUUCUUCAAUUAAAGAGGCACGAAUCCUUCUCGAGCCACUCGACCUGGAUCUUGGCGCUUCUGAUCAAAUCUUCCUUGGUCAUGAGGACUUUUUUUCAAGUUCUCCAACAGGAAUUCCACGGCGGCUUCUUCCAUCGUCGACGGCAAUCAUCAAAACCCAUCGGUGCACGUGUUGUCGUCGUCAGGGUGGCUCACCCACGUUUGCACGUUUCUGACCUUACACCUCAGCCGCCUGUCAGUCCUCAGUCCGCGCAUCCGGCGAAGUGCCGGAGCAUUUUCUCCAAAGUCCACCCGCGACAAGGCCAUCUAGGGUUUCAGCUAAAAUCGUUAUCGAACAGAAGAGAGAAAAGUGGGGAAGAGAGAAAAGUGGGUGGGUAA